This is a messenger RNA of Exophiala bonariae, 2163 nucleotides long. RefSeq lists its product as uncharacterized. The coding region runs from base 1 to 2163 and encodes 720 amino acids. Gene Ontology annotation, molecular function: quinone binding; copper ion binding; primary methylamine oxidase activity. The record is from RefSeq and is a predicted model, not a curated record. The transcript has 3 exons. NCBI's taxonomy places the organism in Eukaryota, Fungi, Ascomycota, Eurotiomycetes, Chaetothyriales, Herpotrichiellaceae. Gene Ontology annotation, biological process: amine metabolic process.
AUGCCGUCUUUGAAUGGGGCGGCCACCGUGCCCAAAGUCGCCACUCGACAUCCCUUGGAACAACUGAGCGUCGACGAGGUCGAGAUAGCUCGUCAGGCCGUUCUUGACGCCCGCAAAACUUUCGGUGUCCUGUUUCGUAACAUCUAUGCGGUUGAACCCGCAAAGGCCCAGCUGGUCAAAUUUCUGAACGCCGAGCACGCUGGUACUCUCUCACCAGACACUCCUCGACCACCACGUCAGGCUCGUGUACAGUAUGAUACAAUCUCCGAGGAUAGAAGCCACGAAUUACUAGAGUCCAUCGUUGAUCUGACCUCGGGCAAGGAGGUCGAACUUCGAAAGGCUCCCACCGUCGCCCAGACCGCCCUCAUUAAGGAUGAAUUUGUCGAGUUCACCGAGGUCUGCGUCAAGUCCGAGAAAUUCAAGCAAGCCAUUCAGGAAUUCAACCUCGAUGACAAAUAUGAAAUCGCUAUCGACCCUUGGCCAUGUGGCGGUCCCAAUCCGGACGAUGUUGAGCCUCGAUACACCCAAGGCUUGAUCUACGCCAAGUUAAAACACGAAAAUCCAGAUACCAACCACUACGGCUUCCCUCUGCCCAUCAUCCCAGUCAUGGAUACAUUCAAAAAAGAAAUCAUUCGUAUUGAUCGCCUGGCUACUGGUGGCACUGAGGAUGGCUUGGCAUAUGGCACAGGCCCCAAAGAUAUCCUGGGUCAUUGCAAGCCCGUCGAAUACGUUCCUGAAUUACUUGAUACUCCCCUCCGGACAGAUCUCAAACCGUUGAAUGUUUCCCAACCCGAUGGCCCUUCGUUCACCGUCUCCGAUGAUUCACUCAUCGAAUGGCAGAAGUGGAGGUUCCGAGUCGGCUUUACACCCCGCGAGUGCGCCGUCCUUCAUGAUGUUCACUACGAUGGAAGAAGUGUGCUGUACCGACUGAGUUUGUCUGAGAUGACUGUCCCCUAUGGCGAUCCGCGUCCACCCUUCCACCGCAAGCAAGCUUUCGAUUUUGGUGAUGUCGGUGCUGGACGUGCCGCCAACAAUCUCGAACUUGGUUGCGACUGCCUGGGCGUCAUCAAGUAUCUCGAUGCGGUGCUGGUAGACUCUGAAGGCAAGCCUUCGGUAUCCAAGAAUGUGGUCUGCAUUCAUGAACAAGAUAACGGUAUUGGUUGGAAGCACACCAACUUCCGAACCAACAGAGCCGUGGUCACCAGAUCAAGAGAAUUGGUUGUGCAAUUUAUCAUUACCCUCGCCAAUUAUGAAUAUAUCUUCGCCUACAAAUUGGAUCAGGCUGGCGGUAUUACGGUCGAGACUCGAGCGACUGGCAUGGUCUCAGUCGUCAACAUUGAUCCAGGCAAAACCAGUCCCUGGGGCAAUGUCGUGUCUCCCGGCGCAUUGGCUCAAAACCAUCAACACAUUUUCGCAAUCCGAGUUGAUCCCGCCAUCGACGGCCACGAGAACACGAUCAUCACGGAAGAGUCGCUCCCAAUUCCCAUGAAUCCCAAGACCAAUCCAUGGGGCAACGGCUAUGAAAUCGUGCGUAAGCCAGUGACCAAGUCCACGGCAAUUCAUGCGUCUCCGUUCACGAACUUGAAUGUCAAGAUCGCAAAUACGAACAAGAUAAACCCGAUUUCUCAACGACCAGUGGCUUACAAGUUCACCCCUAUGCCCACUCAAUUGAUGUUGGCCGAUCCUCAAUCGAUUGUCGCGAAACGAGCAGCCUUUGCCCAGCAUCAUGUCUGGGUCACCAAGUACAAAGAUGAAGAACUCUUUGCAGCCGGCGAAUUCACCAACCAGUCCCAACUCGAGAUCGGCGGCGUGGCAGAUGCCGUUGCGCGCAAUGAGGAUGUCGAGAACAACGACGUGGUGGUCUGGAAUGUCUUUGGCCUCACACACAAUCCUCGUGUCGAAGACUGGCCUGUCAUGCCAGUGGAGAUCCAUCAAUUCCACCUCAGGCCUGCAGACUUCUUUGAUAGAAAUCCUGCUCUCGACGUACCGGGUCAGAAGAACAUUAGCAGUGUUGAAGUUGGCCGCAACGGAAGUGCUGCAGAUUGCUGUCAUAAUGGUGCUACUAAUGGCACGGAAAGUGCGAAUGGGACGGUCCAGGGCGAACCGACAUCACAUCGACAAGGGUCCGUGGCUGUCCCCGUUGAACAGUUGAACGGCCAUUAA